This is a messenger RNA of Amphibalanus amphitrite, 2062 nucleotides long. RefSeq names its product dnaJ homolog subfamily C member 21-like. NCBI's taxonomy places the organism in Eukaryota, Metazoa, Arthropoda, Thecostraca, Balanomorpha, Balanidae. The coding region runs from base 166 to 1767 and encodes 533 amino acids. Gene Ontology annotation, cellular component: cytoplasm. The record is from RefSeq and is a predicted model, not a curated record. The transcript is spliced from 11 exons. Gene Ontology annotation, molecular function: nucleic acid binding; zinc ion binding.
UGGCGUGAAGAGGCGAACUGCGCCAUGUGAAUCUCGAUGGGCUUGUUUUAUUUUCAUUUGCACAAUAAUACAAAUUAUUCGCGAAUCAGAUAAUGAAUUUACCCUUAAGCUUUUUUGAAAUCUAACUAAUCUAACUCAAGAGGCAUUUCAGUUUUUGCCCGAUUCAUGAUGAAGUGCCACUACGAAGUGCUGGAUGUGGAACGGACUGCCACUGAUGAGGAACUCAAGAAGGCAUACAGGAAGCUGGCCCUCAAAUGGCAUCCUGACAAGAACCCUGACCAAAUCGAGGAGGCGACCGCCCAGUUUCGGCUGGUGCAGCAGGCCUACGAGGUGCUGAGUGACGCUCAGGAGCGGGCCUUUUACGACCGACACCGGGAGCAGAUUCUGCGCGGCGGGUUUGACAAUGACUACAAGGACAACAGUCUGAACGUGUACCAGUACUUCACGGCGUCUUGCUACAGCGGUUACGGAGACGACGACAAGGGUUUCUAUGCCGUUUACAGAGAGAUUUUCAAGACGUUGGCUGCUGAGGAUUCGGAUUUCGCCAAAGAUGGAGACAGUGAUUUCGAGAUUCCCGAAUUCGGUAACAGCCAGAGUGUUUUUGAAGAGGUGGUGCAGCCGUUCUACGCGCACUGGCAGUCGUAUUGUACCCGUAAAACGUACACAUGGCUGGACAAGUACGACAUACGACAGGGCCCCAACCGAUGGACUGUGCGGCAGAUGGAGAAGGAGAACAAGAAGAUUCGCGACAAGGCGCGCAAGGAGCGCAAUGAGGAGGUGCGCGCGCUGGUGGCGUUCGUGCGGAAGCGAGACCGGCGCGUGGCGGCCCAGCAGCGCCGUCUGCAGGAGCGUGCUGCCGAGAACGCGCGGCGCGCUGAGGAGCAGCGGGACCAGCAGCGGCAGCAGCGGCUGCGGGAGAUGGCAGACUACACGGAGGCCGAGUGGAGCCGCGCCGACCAGAGCCAGCUGCAGCAAAUGGAGGCGGCGAUCGCGCGGGAGUUUGGUGAGGCGGUGUCGGACAGUGAGGACUCGAACAGCGAGCAGGAGGCCGAGGACGACCACCUUUACUGCCCCGCCUGCGACAAAGUCUUCAAAACAGACAAAUCGUUCAAGAACCACGAGGGCUCGAAGAAGCACCGCGACAACGUGGCGCGCCUGCGGGAGACACUGCUGGAGGAGGAGGAGACCCUGAACGGCGACACCGGGGCGGCGGUCAGCAGCGGGGAGGGCGACCGAUCUCCCGACGAGGGUCCGGCGCAACCCAGCAGUGCCAAGUCCAAGAAAAAGAAGCGUCAGAAGCGGCGGGCGGCGGCGGCUGUCGCCGACCCCGGCCUGAACAUGUCCCGGGGCGCGGGUGGGGGUCUGUUCGCCGAGACGGCCGACCUGGCCGGGGACUCGGGCUCGGACGGCGAGGCACCGGACUCGGCCGAUGACGCGGAGCUGGCGGCGGCCGCGGCGGCACUGCGGCUUCAGGAGCAGUCGGAGCAGCCGCAGGCGCCGCCCGCCGCGCCCCGGCUCAAGGGAAAGAAAGCCAAGGACGCGCGGAAAAAGGCCAGGGCGGAACAGCAGCAGGCGGCGCCACCGUCCGAGGCGCCCGACUCAGCAGCCGCCAUCCUGGCCUGUGAGGUAUGUCGGUCCUCCUUCCCCUCCAAAAACAAACUGUUCGACCACCUCAAGAAGACCGGCCACGCUGUGAUAAAGAAGGCGUCUGGCAAAGAGGGCGCGCCUCCGGCCACAGCCGACAAGAAGGCCAGGAGAAAACGGUGACCGCCGCGGUCGGCUGCUAGUGUCUGACUGUUGGGGCGGGACGGAGGGUAUUUAUUGAGUCGGCAGGGAUGGGAGGCGAUAGCAUAACAUUUCCUCCCAUCUAGUCGCCCUCCCACGCCCUUUAUAGGACAAUUUUGAGCCAGAGUGCAACGUAAUGAGGUGGUUUUCGUGUCAUAUCGAGGCACAGCCUAUGCGGCAUAGUUCGCAGUGAUAUAUCUCAUAAAGGCCUACCAUUAUUUGUUGAAUGGUCUGUUUUAGGCUAAAGGUGUCAGACAAUACAUUUUGAGACUGCUAA